UGCAGACUGCUUCUACAAAACAUUUGUGAAAGACUGUGCAAUAAGUCCAUCUGUGAAAUUUCCUUGUUACUAAAUAUUCCAUGGGCAACUGUUAGUGGUAAUAUAACAAAGUGGAAGCAACUGGGAACAACAGGAACUCAGCCACGACAUGGUAGGCCAUGUCAAUUGACAGAACAGGGUCAGCGCAUGCUGCAGCGCAGUGUGCAGAAGUCACCAUCUGUCUGCAGAGUCAAUAGCUAAAGACCUCUAAACUUCAUGUGGUCUUCAGAUUAGGACAACAACAGGGCGCAGAGAGCUUCAUGGAAUGGGUUUCCAUGGCCGAGCAGCUGCAUCCAAGCUUUACAUCACCAAAGCGUCGGAUGCAGUGGAGUAAAUCAUAGACAGUUGAC
Messenger RNA from Staurois parvus, 389 nucleotides. NCBI's taxonomy places the organism in Eukaryota, Metazoa, Chordata, Amphibia, Anura, Ranidae. The record is from the annotation of a GenBank genome assembly.